Sebastes umbrosus (honeycomb rockfish) is the source of this 1817-nucleotide messenger RNA. RefSeq names its product interferon regulatory factor 2 (gene irf2). Gene Ontology annotation, cellular component: nucleus. Gene Ontology annotation, biological process: regulation of transcription by RNA polymerase II; immune system process. The transcript is spliced from 9 exons. Gene Ontology annotation, molecular function: DNA-binding transcription factor activity, RNA polymerase II-specific; RNA polymerase II cis-regulatory region sequence-specific DNA binding. The record is from RefSeq and is a predicted model, not a curated record. Lineage: Eukaryota; Metazoa; Chordata; Actinopteri; Perciformes; Sebastidae. Bases 250 to 1248 code for a protein of 332 amino acids.
UCCGCGACGCCACUCGCGAUCGAGCCAAAGCGAGAGCACGAGAGAGAGCAGGAGGGGGAUUUCCAGCGCGAGCCCCCACUUCCCGGAGCAGCCGUUGUUGUUUUGCUUUCGCUCUGAACAGAAACACACUAGCUUUCCUUUUUCACCUUAAAACGUGAAAUAAGUUCACUUGUCCAACUUCAGCUGGUGUCUCUCUCCUGCCAGCAGCAGCGUGAAGCCUCCAGGCCACAACAACACGAACAGGACACCAUGCCAGUAGAGAGAAUGAGGAUGCGGCCGUGGCUGGAGGAGCAGAUCGACUCCUGUCAGAUACCAGGGCUCAAAUGGGUUAACAAAGAAAAGAGGAUCUUCCAGAUCCCAUGGAUGCAUGCUGCACGUCACGGCUGGGACCUGGAGAAAGAUGCUCCGCUCUUCAUGAGAUGGGCCAUACAUACCGGUAAAUUCCAGCGAGGCAUAGACCGUCCAGAUCCAAAGACGUGGAAGGCUAAUUUCCGCUGUGCCAUGAACAGCCUGCCAGACAUCGAGGAGGUGAAGGAUAAAAGCAUCAAAAAGGGAACAAAUGCCUUCAGAGUGUAUAAGAUGCUCUCCUCCUCAGAGAGGAGCAUGAAGAAAGGAAAGAAGAAGACAGAAAAGGAGGGAAAGCCCAAGGGAAAUAAAGAGCAGGUGGUUUCUCCAUCUCCAGACAGGACUCUUUCUGAUGCUCAUGUUGGACCUAUUGACUAUACCAUACAGGAAACGAUCAAACUGGAAGUCAAGGAGGAACAACUAGAGUUUACAGUGACGGACAGUGCCUCAGCCAUUCGCUGCUCAAUAGAAGACCAUGUGAUCACCAGCGAGCAGCUGCCAUUCGUCUGUCAGACAAUCGAAGUGACCACUGAGAACGAAGAGCAGACUGUUAGCUCCUCCCACUCGUACCCACUCCAAAUCUCUCCUGUGUCUUCAUGCUGCGGCAGCGACACGGACAGCGACACAGAGGACACCAAAGAGGGUGACUGGAGGCGGGACUACAACACAUCAGUUCUCAGGGUUCCCACAUGCUCUCUCCCCGGCAUGGCCACCUUCGUCACUGCGAGCAAGCCCAACUUCAGGGUCACCAGCACGCGAGACCCGACCCCUCUCAUCAGCUACCACACUGACGGCUGGACGCCGGCCUACAGCCAGAACUCUCUCAUGGACGCGGCGACCAGCCACACCCACGAGAUGCGCGCAAGCGUCAUUAUGAAAACCUCAGAUGUGACUACCUCCUGACCUCUGACCCCAGAUGAGGGAGUAUCAUCACCGCUUCCAGGGCAUAGGAAUGACAGAGAUAGUUUGUUUUCUCCAUCAGGGCGGCGUGGAGCUCAAACAGGGCCAGCUUCAAAACCUUUGAUUUUUUUGUAGCUUCUGUCUGGGCGAUGAAUUCUCAGUUUUCCUCUUAAUUGGAGAAAUUGCUAGCUGGUGGUGGCUUGACGUGCCCACAAUACAUUAUUUCUGCAUCUGUAUGGAUGCGAGGGUUUGCCUGAUGUAAAUGUCAUCAUCUCUCCAUGUCUGCCACGUGGGCCGCACAGACAGACAAACAUGUAUGCAGACAUGGAAUAAAUAGAACCGUAUGCGCGCCUGUUGUCCAUGUCCACAUCCGACUAUAUCUGGCCUUUGAGACACCAUAAUCAUCCACCUGUCACCGAUAGAUUGUGUUCUCUGCUGCUUUGGGCUAACACUUUGGCAUACAUUAUGCCAAAUGAAUGAAAUUCGCCACUUUUAUCUAAUGAAAGAAAAUUAACCUUUUAGUUGUAAAAAAAAAUUAGGGCUGUCAAUUGAUUAAAAUAUUGAAUUGCAAA